Molecule: messenger RNA, 2676 nt
Organism: Brachypodium distachyon (stiff brome)
Lineage: Eukaryota; Viridiplantae; Streptophyta; Magnoliopsida; Poales; Poaceae
Product: pentatricopeptide repeat-containing protein At1g08070, chloroplastic
Exons: 3
Coding region: 79-1800 (573 amino acids)
Biological process (GO): RNA modification
Molecular function (GO): protein binding; RNA binding
Source: RefSeq, a predicted model, not a curated record
GCGGACUACGGAUGGCAGCAAUGCGACUCCGCGAGGGGCGAGGCAGAGCACCGAAGGACGAAUUGAGAAUCCGCAUGGAUGACCGUGAGCAGCGUCCACGCGCUGACGACGACCCUCCUGUCCGCGGCGCGCCGUCCGGGUCCGGCCAGGGCCAGCCCCGCGCACGCCGCGCAGCUCCACGCCCGCCUUCUCGUGUCCGCCCGCCUCGCGCACCCGCUCCACCUCACGCAGCUCGUCUCCCUCUACGCCGACGCGGGCCUCCCGGACGCCGCGCUCCGGGCCUUCCACGCGCACCACCUCACCGCCGCAAACCUCCGCACGUACACCGCCCUCAUCUCCCGCCUGGCGUGUCCCCAACCCGUCCUCGCCUUCUCCCUCUUCGCCCGGCAGCUUCUGCCCUCCCCUCGUCGCGCUCUGCGCCCCAACCCCCACGUCAUCUCCGCCGUCCUCGCCGCCUGCGCGAGCCUCCCGACCAUCCACGGCCGCCAGGUCCACGCGUGCGCCGCCAAGACUGUCUCGCUCGCUGACGUGUUCGUGUACACCGGGUUAGUCCACCUGUACGCCAAGGGCGGAGACAUGGCCUCGUCCACCAGGGUGUUUGACGAAAUGCCGCACCGGAGCGUGGCGUCCUGGAACGCGCUCCUCGUGGGAUAUGCCAGGAAUGGGAUGUAUCUUGAGGCGCUACGGAUGUUCAGGGAGUUGGCGGCACAGGGUCGCAACGUGCCGCUGGAUCAGGUGAGCAUGUCAAGUGCACUGAGCGCUUGUACCGGGGCCAGUGCUGUGAACUUUGGUCGGCAGGUGCAUGCAUGCAUCGUCAAGGUGGGAUUGGAUGGGAAUGCCGUGUGUGUCACCAACGCCCUUCUUGACAUGUACACAAAAUGUGGUUGCUCCCAAGAAGCUUCGGUUCUGUUUGAUUCUGUGAAUUGCAGGGAUGUCUUCACUUGGAACAUCGUCAUUCUUGGCUGCAUCCAUGAGAAUUGCUUUGAGAGAGCUUGUGGAAUGUUCCGGUUCAUGGUCAGGGCUGGGGUUUUGCCUGAUGAUGUCUCCUUUACUACUGCAUUGCAAGCUUCAGUGUGCCUGGCAGAAUGGGCUUUGGGAGUGAGCUUACAUGCCUCUGUCGUAAAGACAGGGUUCUUGGUCAGCCAGGGAGUUGCUACCUCGCUCAUCACCAUGUAUUCUAAAUCUGGCCGCUUGGAUGAUGCUCGCAGCGUGUUUGAUGUAGCAGAAAAUCACUUGUCUAUAAUGUCAUGGACCGCCAUGAUCACUGCAUUGCAGCAGCACGGACAGGGAGGCCCGGCUAUCGAUCUGUUCGAGACACUGCUGGAGAAGGGCAUCAUGCCGGACCACAUCACAUUUGGCAGUGUUCUCUCUUCUUGCAGCCAUAGUGGAUUUGUUGAGAAAGGGCGCAGGUACUUCAGUUUGAUGACCCAGGUUUAUAAGCUCACACCUUGGAGUGAGCACUAUUCAUGCAUGGUCGACAUGUUCGGACGAGCUGGCCUUCUUGGCGAGGCAAAGCAAUUCAUUGAUAAUAUGCAAGUUAAGCCGGACGCAUCAGUCCUAGGAGCUCUACUUGCAGCUUGCUUGAACUGUGGGGACCUUGAGCUGGGAAAAGAGGUUGCUGAGAAUCUCUUUGAGAUUGAGCCAGGUAACGCAGGAAACUAUGUCCUGCUCGCUAACAUCUAUGCAUUACAUGGAAGAUUCGAAGAGGCAAAGGAGGUGAGGAUACGGAUGGUUUCCCUGGAUGCAAGGAAGGAAAAGGGAUGUAGCUUAGUCAACAUUGAGAACGUCAGCAUCCGGUGAGAGCAGGUGAGGAUUAAAAGAUCUCAAUGAAUGAUGGAUGAACUUAUGGGACACUGAAGCUCAUAAUAUGAUUGAGAUACAUAAAACUAGGCUGCCUUCCGACAGAAAACCUCAGGAAAUGAUUAAAACCAUAUGGGGAUAAACUUUUUUGGACAAGUUCCCUAUGAUGUUAGUGACAGCAGAACACACUGAAAGCCAUGUAAUGAAAAUCAUGUGGUCAAUACUUAUACUCUGUAUAGUUGGGUUAUCACUGCAAAGAAGCAUAAUUUUGUUCAUGGAUGAUUAUUUCACCUCAGUAUGGUUACCUGUUUUGAUGAAAUGAAGGAUUAUGAAGUGUAAUAUCUGUGGAAUCACAGGGAAUUGUUGAUUUAACAUCGAGCAAAAGGUUGCGAGCUAGGCUUUCUGGAUGGACUUUCAGACAAGAAUAACAUACAAGUGAUGGGGGUCUUAAACAUGUUGCAGAGUUUGACGAGAAGGCUGUCGUAGCCAUCCAGCAAAAGCAAAUCUAGCUUCCUGCCGAUCGGAAGGCCCUCCAUGUACACCUUCACGAACAGUGUCUGCUGCCGCCGGCGCCUGCUGGCCGACGCGGCCAGGGCGCUCCUAAGGAACGGUUUGAUCGGCGGCCAACUCAAGAGUACUUGGUUCCUGCUGAUCACCCGAUUAUGUUGAAAGGUGUUGUUAGUUGAUGUAGAUGAUGGAUACAAGUGAUCCAAUUAGAUACGAAUAGUACUACUAGGCAAUUGAUUCGGGUCAUGCUAUAUUCUAUUCCUUUCCUUCUAAAUUAUAAGAUUUACCUUUGUCCUAAGUUAACCUUUUGUAAAUUUAACGAAGAUUGUAUUUCUUUACCAGUAUCUACAAUCUCAAUUAAGUAUACUA